Ilex paraguariensis (yerba mate) is the source of this 603-nucleotide messenger RNA. The record is from the annotation of a GenBank genome assembly. NCBI's taxonomy places the organism in Eukaryota, Viridiplantae, Streptophyta, Magnoliopsida, Aquifoliales, Aquifoliaceae.
AUGGCAAUUGAAAGUGUUUUGCACAUGAAUGGCGGCAGUGGAGAAUCUAGCUAUGCGAAUAAUUCAAGUUUCCAGAAAUCAGUGCUACUGAAGACAAAGCCUGUAAUAGAGGAUUCAAUCAAAGACAUGUACAUCAAUGGUGGCUUACCGGAGUGUCUCAAGAUAGCAGAUUUGGGUUGCUCCUCCGACCCAAACACUCUGUUCCUCGUCUCCGAGAUCAUCGACAUUUUUCAUGGCUUGUGCAAGCAACAUAGUCAUAGGGCUCCUGAGUUUCAAGUGUUCCUAAAUGAUCUUCCAGAAAAUGACUUUAACUCCAUUUUCAAUUCACUUUCCUUUUAUUUUGACAAGCUCAAGAAGGAGAAAGGAGACCUAUUUGGGCCUACCUUCAUAUUGGCAAUGCCAGGCUCUUUUUAUCAGAGGCUUUUCCCAAGAAAGAGCUUAGACUUUGUUCAUUCCUCCUACAGUGUUCACUGGCUCUCCCAGGUUCCUGAAGGGUUGGAGAAUAACAAAAGGAAUAUAUACAUGUCAAAGACAAGUCCUCCCGACGUGCUUGAAGCCUAUUCGAAGCAAUUUCAGAGGACUUCUUCACCUUUAUACACUUAA